Messenger RNA from Penicillium argentinense, 1935 nucleotides. RefSeq names its product putative hydrolase. The record is from RefSeq and is a predicted model, not a curated record. Bases 1 to 1935 code for a protein of 644 amino acids. The transcript is spliced from 9 exons. NCBI's taxonomy places the organism in Eukaryota, Fungi, Ascomycota, Eurotiomycetes, Eurotiales, Aspergillaceae. Gene Ontology annotation, molecular function: hydrolase activity, hydrolyzing O-glycosyl compounds. Gene Ontology annotation, biological process: carbohydrate metabolic process.
AUGGUUUUGUUGCAGGGUGUGCUUCUCUCCGCGCUGGCUGCUACAGGCCUGGCUAGUCCCAGCCUUGAUGUUUCUGGACGAAACUCCGCUAGACAGGCUGCGGGUUACUCGCCCAAGCAGCCGCCGUUGAAAACGCCGUGGACGGAUAAAGUAGGUACUGACCCCUGGCCUGAGCAUCCCAGACCGCAACUGCAGCGGUCUCAGUGGCAGAACCUCAAUGGUGUUUGGGGGUAUCAGAAUGCGUCUAGUCUGGAUGCUGUUCAGAGUCCGCCAGUCGGUCAGAAGCUUGGCCAGGAGGUGUUGGUUCCAUCGUGUCUUGAGAGUGGUCUUUCUGGCAUUCAGGGAGUAUAUACUCUCUACUCGUGGUUCUCCAAUUCAUUCAAGGUGCCCGACGCCUGGAAGGAUCAGCAGGUUCUUCUCAACUUUGACGCCGUGGACUAUGAAGCCACGGUUUUCAUCAAUGGCAAGAAGGCUGGUUUCAACCGCGGAGGCUACUACCGCUUUACUUUGGACGUCACGCAAUACGUCAAGGUCGGCCAGCAGAAUGAAGUGCUUGUCUUCGUCCACGACCCAACCGAUGACGGGGACUAUGUGAUCCCCAUUGGCAAGCAGACCCUCCGUCCCAGUCACAUCUUCUACACGCCAUGCAGUGGAAUCUGGCAAAGUGUCUGGCUGGAAGCCGCGCCAAAGGCUCACAUCACGAAGCUUGAUCUCGACGCCAACAUGGACGGCCAAGUCAACAUGACCGUGCACACUUCGGCAGUGAACGCUACCCAGAAUGUGGUGGUCACCGUGCACGACAAUGGCAAGGUGCUGAAAACCCACAGCGGACCCUCCAAUAGACCUUUCCAGUUCAAUGUGGAGUCUCCGGAGCUGUGGUCGCCCGACUCACCCAGGCUGUACAACGUCACCGUCAAGAUGGGCAGUGACAAGGUGCAGAGCUACACCGGAUUCCGCACCAUUGCGAAGGGUACUGUUGACGGUGUUGUUCGACCGAUUCUGAAUGGCGAAUUUGUCUUCAUGUUUGGCACUCUUGAUCAGGGAUACUGGCCGGACGGUCUCUACACGCCACCUACCAAGGAGGCCAUGGUGUAUGAUCUCAAGGUUCUGAAAGAGCUGGGAUUCAAUAUGGUUCGUAAGCAUAUCAAAGUGGAAACGGAGCUAUUCUAUCAGGCAUGCGACGAAUUGGGUCUGCUGGUUAUUCAGGAUAUGCCCUCCCUGCGCCCCAGUCAGAGGAAGACCAACCCAGAUGACUGCUCUUCGUCUCCUAUUCUCCCUGAUGAUCAGCAGCAGGCUGAGUUCGCGCGCCAGUUAGACGUGCUGAUUAACCAGUUCAAGAGCUUUCCUAGUAUUGUUACUUGGGUCAUCUACAACGAGGGUUGGGGCCAGAUCACAGACUACCAUCCCGAGUUCGAACUGACCGACCGGGUCAAGCAACUGGAUCCAACCCGUCUGGUCGAUUCCACGACUGGCUGGUAUGACCACGGAGCCGGCGACUUCAGCGACAACCACCACUACGCCAACCCGCAAUGCGGCACCCCUUUCUACUCUGCCAGCUCCAGCCCCUACGACGACACCAGGAUUGGCUUCCAGGGUGAAUUCGGCGGAAUCGGAAGCAACGUCUCGAUCGAACACCUCUGGAACAACCAAGCAGCCAUCGACACCAUCAACCAAACUUACGAAAUCGACGAAACCAUUGACGCCUGGAACUACCGCAGCCAUUUUCUUCUCGCCGAGCUGCAGGACCAGGUCAAGCGGUUCGCUUGCAGCGGCGGUGUCUGGACUCAAACCACUGAUGUUGAAGGUGAAGUCAACGGGCUGAUGACGUAUGACCGUCGUAUCAAGCGUGUUGAUGAGGACCAGUGGAAGAAGGAUAUUCAGGGCCUUUAUGAUGCGGCUUUGGCGCGGAGUAAUACGACUAUGUCUGCUUCUUAG